AUGUCCUUGAUAUCUCGAUUUCAGUAUUCUCAAAACUUUCUGCGGACGUCUCUUCGCAAAGCAGGUCGGAUAACCCUUAAGUGCAAGUUUUCCAAGAUGUUCAAGGUCUUUUUGGUGAGAUACGGUGAGGAACUGCGCUACCGAAUGGUGCAUGAAUCAGGCUCCAGUCUGAAAGAAACUUAUAUCCCACAACUAGGCACAUCCGGUAUAUUGGAAGAUGCGCCUCGCCGAGCUGAGUUGAAUGACAUUCUUGAGAACUCAUGGGACUACGCUACAGGUGCUAACUUCACUAUUUCUGGUCAAGAUAUAGUAACUUCGGUUAAUUUUUUGAACGAGAACUUUGAAAUCCUGAAUCUUGGUAGAUUCGGUCCUGUUGAAGGCGUCAAACUCGUCAUUGUGAUCCAGGUGCACAAUCGAUCCAACUAUCUUGGAUACCUUAUUGAAUCUUUGCGAAGUGCGAAAGGCAUACAGGACGCUCUACUCGUGUUUAGUCAUGAUAUUAAUGUUGCUGUAAUCAAUGAGAUGGUCAGGAAUAUUACUUUUGCUCGGGUGAUCCAAAUAUAUUAUCCAUAUAAUACGCAGCUGUUCCCCCAUAUAUUCCCAGGACAAGAUUUCAGAGACUGUCCUGAAAGGAUCGGGAAGACAGCCGCUGAGGCAAUGCGUUGCCAAAAUUACGAGCAUCCAGACAAAUACGGGAAUUACCGAGUUGCAAAACUUACUCAAAUCAAGCAUCACUGGUGGUGGAAGAUGAAUUUUGUAUUUGAUGGUAUUUACGAUCGCUACGCUCUUACUGAGCCUUGGGUUCUGCUUCUUGAAGAAGAUCACUUUGUGGCACCUGAUGCGUUACAUGUUCUCGACAAGAUUAUACAAAACAGAAAAACCUACUGCGAGAAAUGCGAGAUCAUUUCCUUGGGCUUUUAUCUCAAAUCUUAUACUAAUUAUGGAAAUCAUAUUGCAAAACUUGGUGCACAUCCAUGGUAUAGUUCAAAGCACAAUAUGGGCAUGGCUUUUCGUCGCGAAACCUGGAUGAAGGUCAAAAAUUGUUCUGAGCUUUUCUGCAAAUACGACGACUACAACUGGGAUUGGUCGCUCAUGCAUGUGGUGGUCAAAUGUCUUUCUGAACGGUUUAGAGUGAUUUUUACGAAGAGUCCGAGGGUCAUACACAUUGGUGACUGCGGUGUGCACACACAUAGAUGUAAUGCACACAAUGCCUACGCUGCUGCCGUCGAGGUUAUGCGGAAGCAUGCCGGUGUCUUAUUCCCUGAGCAACUUACUGUAGCAGAUGUCUCCCGGCGUUCUCCCAAACCUUCAAAGGAGAACGGAGGUUGGGGUGAUGUUCGCGAUCACGCGCUGUGCAGAGCUAACACAUAUCCACUGAGUACCGCUGCUCAUAGAAUACCCGAGCUGUCGGAUUUGCUGAAAUCCACUGUCCACAUUGGUCCAAAUGCCACAAGGAAAGGAGUAUUGUGACCGGCAUAUUCGCAGUUAGAUUCUAGUCAGGCACUUCAAAUAGUUUAUCGUUUUCAUCAGGGUUUCCAAAUGUUGUUUUCUCCAUGCGUGUCUCUUUCCUUUCUUCUUGGUUCCUUUCAUUUUAGGAGUGUUGCUUCCUUAAUCAUUCUAAUUUACACACCUCAAUCUUGAUAAUACGGGUAAUCAGUAUUGCGUAUAUGGUUCUUACAACGCGAUGUUCAUGGCAUUUCAUUACGGCUUUGAUUUCUUGCCUACUCUCAUAUUCUCUUCAGUUGCUGUCACAGUUUUCCGGUGGACGAUGUUAAAUACCUCGUUUUCCAGUGAUAUGUUCGAACUUUCAGUCAUUCUGUACCGUUGUGCAUAAUUUGCUCUGAGCGCCGGGUUUUGCUUUAUUAUAGGUGGACUUUUUCUGUACAUGAAAACUGGACUGUAUGGUAUCAUUACGGGUCUUAUAAAUUGUUUACCCAUACUUUUUUGUCCUGUUAUGCGAG
This is a messenger RNA of Cylicocyclus nassatus, 1961 nucleotides long. The record is from the annotation of a GenBank genome assembly. Lineage: Eukaryota; Metazoa; Nematoda; Chromadorea; Rhabditida; Strongylidae.